AUGCACAGAAGGUCACCUGACGGUCGAUUUAUAGUAGAGCUGCCGCUAAAAUCUGACGUACCCUUGGGAGCCUCACGAAGUUAUGCUGUUCGAAGUCUACUAAGCAUCGAAAAAAGACUUGCGCGAGAUGACGACCUAUGCCAACGCUACAAUGAGUUCAUGCAAGAACUCAUCGACAUGAAGCACAUGGAACUUGCACCACCGCCAACGGAUCAAACGUUCUAUAUGCCGCAUCACCCCGUUGUAAAAGAGUCAAGCGUCACGACUAAAUUGAGAGUCGGGUUCAAUGCGUCCGCCAAAACCACCACCGGGAAUUCGUUGAACGAUGCAUUAUUUGUUGGUCCCCAAUUGCAACCUGAUUUAUAUUCAAUUUUAACCCGUUUCAGAACACAUCGCUACGCAGUAACCGCGGACAUGGCGAAAAUGUACCGCCAAAUAUGCAUGUCCACGAAAAACCUCGAUCUACACCGCACUGUCUGGCGUCGUGACCCGACGUUACCCAUAAAGGAUUAUCGCAUGUUGCGCGUUACUUAUGGUGUUGCCGCUGCGUCCUACUUAGCCGUUAAAUCGCUGCAACAAACCGCAAAAUAUUCGUCACACAUUUGUGAGAAGGCUGCUGCCGUCAUGCAUAAGGACUUUUACAUGGAUGAUCUCCUCACUGGUGCGUAUUCUAAAGAAGAGCUGCUACGUUUACAACGAAACGUCUCCGAAAUACUGAAGGGGGCUUCGAAAUUCGAAAAUGGGCUAAUUGUGCGGAACUUUCCGAAAAUGUUACUGGGAGAUUGGCAUAAAAAGAGUCAAAUAUCAUCUGAAACGUGUUAUAAGCGAAAUUCUUCUGUCCUACGAAGAGUUCAACACGCUGCUAACAGAAGUAGAAGCCUGCGUCAACUCCCGCCCACUCUGUGA
This is a messenger RNA of Anastrepha obliqua, 906 nucleotides long. RefSeq lists its product as uncharacterized. NCBI's taxonomy places the organism in Eukaryota, Metazoa, Arthropoda, Insecta, Diptera, Tephritidae. Bases 1 to 906 code for a protein of 301 amino acids. The transcript has a single exon. The record is from RefSeq and is a predicted model, not a curated record.